AUGUCUGAGAUCAAACAGGAGUGGCCAUUUCUCUUCUCUCAGAAAUGCCUAUUCUCACACUUUGGCCUCCUGACGGACGUCGAUGUCCUUCAGAAGCUACAGGAGAAAAUUAGUCGACGAGGACAGACCAUCCUGGAUUACUGUGCAACACUGGACAACCCCAAGAUCCAUGAUGUCCUGGCCUGCUAUGAUCCAGACUCUGACAAGGCUGCCUGCAUCCUGCUGCUCCUAAUGUUGUACUUCAAAGAACCGAAAGAGAGUUUGAUGCUUGAAGUUGAUCCAUGUGCCACUUCUGUGGACGUCAAUACUUCAGAGCUCCCCAGCACCCCCUGCUUGAUCAUUCAAGGUGACACGAUGAAGCCCUCUGGAUGGCUUAUAUCCAUCGAGGGACAUGUCGUGAUGGGCCCACACCCUUUCUUUUUGCACGGAGUAGCUGCUUUCUUCAGCAGCUAUUACGUCUUCAACCUUGAGUAUCCUGCCACUGGAUCAUCAACGCUGGAGUUCAUUCAAAGGUGCUUCCCGGGCAUCAAUCCUGAAAGAGGCUCAAAGACCAAGAAGCGGACAACAAUGAACCCUCAUGAUAUCUACAGCAGCCGCCUCACCCGAAAAGCCCUCUGCAUUGAUAGAGACUCCACCCACCCAUUCAACGGCCUCUCCAGUCUGCUGCCGUCCGGAAAAAGACUGAGAAGCCUUAAGGCAGGGCUGGUUCUCAGCUCCCGCUCCGGGGACUUUAGUGAGAAAUACUGA
Messenger RNA from Cololabis saira (Pacific saury), 747 nucleotides. RefSeq lists its product as uncharacterized. The record is from RefSeq and is a predicted model, not a curated record. Bases 1 to 747 code for a protein of 248 amino acids. The transcript is spliced from 6 exons. Lineage: Eukaryota; Metazoa; Chordata; Actinopteri; Beloniformes; Belonidae.